Molecule: messenger RNA, 2107 nt
Organism: Lactuca virosa
Lineage: Eukaryota; Viridiplantae; Streptophyta; Magnoliopsida; Asterales; Asteraceae
Source: the annotation of a GenBank genome assembly
CAAAUGUCCCUAGUUCUCGAUUUUGUUCGGACCGACUUGUUUCUUAAAUUACUAUAUUACCCUCAGCCUUUAUGUUAUAUCCUCCGCCAUCACCCGGAUCUCCGGUCUUUUUCAACGUGAGGUUAGGGCUUUAAUCACACCCCAAAAGCCCGGAGCCGCCGCCUUCUUCGCCUCUAUUGACAUCGAUAUUCGCAGUCAGCCGUGAACUCGUAGCUCAUCGUUUCUCCACACUCACAAGGUUUUUACAUAUACUCAGAGGGAGUUGGUUGGAUUGGAUCCCAAAGAUAAAUGUGCUUGGAGUUAUGAGAUUAUACCUUUCAUGCUGUGAUAUUACUUCUAUACAUACUGUUGCAAAGGCAAGAUGCCAUAUAAAUAUCUUUCAAGACUUAGAGGCUCAUUCAGUCAGGGGAUUCACAGAACCAAUAUAACUCUAGAAAGCACCCUUCAGGGCUCAUUUGAAGUUCUUCUCUGCCAUGGGAAAACUUUAUUUGGUAACCCAAGAUUCUACUCUGUACCAUUUCUAGAACCUGGUGACCUAAAUACCCUUCUUCAACACUAUACUGCAUGUGCAUCUCAAUUGAACUUACAAUCAACAAGCAAAAAGAACAACCUUUCUGUUCUUGGAGCUCUUUCAAGAACAUUCUCAACCCCAUCUGUAUCCGGACCUUCAUUUCAAGUUUGUGGCUAUCACGCUGAUAAUCUGCUAUCCAAUCCUAAUCAUUUCCAAUCUGUUAUCACCAAUCAUAACAUUCCCAUGGCUCUUUCAAGUUCAAGAUCUUUACUAGGGUGUGGAUCAUUAAACAACUUAGCUUCCUCACAUAGACACCUCAUCGAUAAUUCCAAUCUUUCUUUUCCUACCCGAGGUUUCCAUAGUUGUCACAAAAUCACCAUGAAUUCAAGAAACAAUAAAGAAUCAGAAAGCUUCUCUCUUUAUGGAUACUUCAUCUACCAUGUCGCCAAAACAAAUGGCAUCUCCAAUCCGUUUCUUGGUAUCGACUGGAAAAGCUUCCACAUCUCAUCUCCAACUUUUCUAAAUUCCGGAACUGCCUCUGAUGUGUUCUCAGACAACAACUCUCUGUGUGAUGAUCGGGUUACAUCUUCUUCCAAUACUGAUAGAAAGGUGUUAUCGGAUAGAUCAUUGAAGCUAGUUUCUGGAUCAUGUUAUCUACCCCACCCUGAGAAGGAGGAGACAGGUGGCGAAGAUGCACAUUUCAUAUGUUCUGAUGAACAAGCAAUAGGGGUAGCAGAUGGGGUAGGUGGGUGGGCUGACCUUGGUAUUGAUGCUGGGAAAUAUGCACGUGAACUUAUGUCAAAUUCAGUAAAUGCAAUACAAGAUGAACCUAAAGGGUCUGUUGAUCCUGCUAGGGUUUUGGAAAAAGCUUACACCAAAACUAAAGCUAAAGGAUCCUCAACUGCUUGCAUUAUCGCCCUCACAAAUCAGGGUCUUGAUGCUAUUAACUUGGGAGAUAGUGGGUUUAUGGUGGUGAGAGAUGGAUGUACUGUUUUUCGAUCACCAGCACAACAACAUGAUUUUAAUUUCACGUAUCAGUUGGAGAAUGGAAGUAAUAGUGAUUUGCCGAGCUCUGGUCAGGCAUUUUUGAUUCCUGUUGCUCCAGGGGAUGUGAUAAUAGCAGGAACAGAUGGGCUGUUUGACAACUUGUAUAAUAAUGACAUCACUGCCAUUGUGGUGCACGCGGUUCGAGCAGGGUUGGACCCACAUGCGACGGCUCAGAAAAUAGCGGCUUUGGCACGGCAAAGAGCAAUGGAAAGAGACAGACAGACACCUUUCUCUGCUGCUGCUCAAGAAGCUGGGUAUCGUUAUUAUGGUGGAAAGCUUGAUGACAUCACUGUUGUUGUCUCCUUCAUCACCUCCUCUUCCAAAACUGAUGAGUCAUCAAGUUAAUGGAUUGAGUCAGGUGGGUGUGUUACAUCUUACAUGGAGUGGUGGAUAGUAAUAGAUGUAAAUAAAAAGAGUGAUUAGUUUAUAUGUUCUUGAACAAGGGACAAGCAAAAUGGGAAUCGUUGUUCAUUUACAUCUUAUAGCUUCUUCUAGGUUUUCGAAUAAACUGGACACUGACCUUUUUUGGGUGAUUCAUUUCUAUUCAGA